This is a messenger RNA of Cylicocyclus nassatus, 1684 nucleotides long. The record is from the annotation of a GenBank genome assembly. NCBI's taxonomy places the organism in Eukaryota, Metazoa, Nematoda, Chromadorea, Rhabditida, Strongylidae.
AUGAUCUGCAGAUCCCUAUUGCUUGUCAUCCUCAUUGGAUUCGCCGUAGGAAGACCCCAGAACGAUAACAAUCGCCAAGGAGGAUCGGAUUCAGAUAAAGGAGAAGCAGCCGCUAUAAUCGUCCUGGAGAAACCUGCUGAUGGAUCUGAUAAGCGAAGUGCGAUGAUCGAUCUGCUUUGCAGUAUGUUCUUGAAAUGGACAAAAUCUCCACUCAAUGAUGAUUUGUGUGGUAACAGUGAAGAGUAUAAGUCAUCUUCAUCAUCUUCUUCAUCCACCUCAUCAUCGACAUCAACAUCGACGUCCACAUCCACCUCGACUUCAACCUCCACGACUUCGACGACAUCUGCGGAACCUGCAGCAGAUCAUGAACAAAUUUCGCUUGAGAUGUUGUGUAAUUUCUUAAAAAAAGCAGGGCCAUGCAGCCGACUUGGAAAGUCCAGAAAAACAUCAACAUCAAGCACGACAUCAACAAGUACGACAUCAACAACUCCUACGCCAGCUUAUGCGCCUCAGUCAGGUUCAUGCUGCUGCCCACAAUAUAAAGAUCAAGAUCUUACCACCACUGAAGCUCCAAAGUCGUCUUGCUGUGAUUGCCAAAUGCAAGCUCAAGCUGAGCCGGAGACUACACAGGCACCAAUGCCAGUUCCUUGCUCUUGCCCACCAAUUGAAGAGCAAACUACAACAACAGAGGCUCCAAUGAUCCAAUAUUCACCAUGCGAUUGCGGAAUGAGCAUUGAAUCUACACCAACGCCAACUCAGGCACCGCAAGCAGCCCCUUGCUAUUUCCAACAACCCGAGGAGAUGACCACCGAAGCUCCAAAGUCUCCAUGCUGCUGUGGAAUGAGCGCUCCGGUCGUACCAGAAGUAAUUGAAACUUCUCCGGAACCAAUCCAGGCUGCUCCCGUACAAGGACCACCAUGCUGCUGUGAACAGGCUCAAGACGCACCAAUCACUGAAGCUCCCACCACCAAAUCUCCAUGCCAAAUGAAAAAAAUUGCUGCACCAGUAGUUGCACCAAUGCCAAUUCAACCUGCACCAAGACCAGUCCAGACUGCUCCAAAGCGAAUUCCCGCCAGAAAGCCACUCCCAUAUGUGCCCAGACCAGUUCAAGCUGCAGCUAGAAAAGCUCGAAUUGCACCAAGACGUAUGGGACAACAGAUGCAUCAGGCACCUGCUCCUUCCGCGCAGUGUCCAGCUGGCUGGAAACAGUACGGAUCAUCCUGCUACUACGUCGAGCAGGAGAAGAUGGAUUAUCAACUGGCCGAGAGAAGAUGUAUGGAGAAGGGUGCAACUAUGUUUGGAGCUGAUAACAUCAUGGAAUAUGAAGCAGUGAUGUACAUGACCCCACUUUUCUACUGGUCAUGGAUCGGAAUCGUUCGUGAACACGAUAAUAUGCCAAUUCAGUUCGCCAACGGAGUUCUGGAUACUUCCUCCAUAAACUGGCUGUUCAAGACUGGUCCACCAACUCAAAACGGUUGGUCACCGACGUUUAACUGCGCUGCCCAUUACAACUCAGGAACCACCUCGACCAACUAUGUCUACUUCUACCCAUGCAAUUACGCUUACCAUUCGAUCUGUAAGAAGAAGUUGUACUAGAAGUCCUGUAAUUUACGAUUUUUGCGUGUAUGUGCUAAUUUUUGGUUGUGAUGAUACCAAUAAAAGCGGAUCUCCAAUGUAUUUUAUG